Messenger RNA from Herpailurus yagouaroundi (jaguarundi), 8667 nucleotides. RefSeq names its product solute carrier organic anion transporter family member 1C1 (gene SLCO1C1). The transcript is spliced from 17 exons. The coding region runs from base 3030 to 5168 and encodes 712 amino acids. The record is from RefSeq and is a predicted model, not a curated record. Gene Ontology annotation, molecular function: protein binding; bile acid transmembrane transporter activity. Gene Ontology annotation, biological process: transmembrane transport; bile acid and bile salt transport; sodium-independent organic anion transport. NCBI's taxonomy places the organism in Eukaryota, Metazoa, Chordata, Mammalia, Carnivora, Felidae. Gene Ontology annotation, cellular component: basolateral plasma membrane.
UCCUGGCUUUCUGUCGUAAUAUUUGUAUAUGCAACUGAAAGAACUUUAAUUUGAAUGUAGAAUAUUUUUGGUUUGGGCUGAUUUGGUUAAUUUGAUUUGGUUUUUGGUAUUGAAAUGGAUUUCUGAUUCCCGAUGGAACAGUUGUUCUGAUCAGUCAUUAUUUCUUCCUUUUCCUAAGAAGAAAAAAACAAACAAAAAAACUGCCAUUAGAAAGUUUAUAUUCGUAAGUCCCAAAUAUUUGAGUUUGUAGGGUAUUUGCAAACCAGAGAGUAUUACAUUAACUUAAUUUAGUAUUCCUGAAAAGCAAUAUUUUCAAAUAAGUAGCAACCAAAGUAACAGUAUAGGGAAUGUCUUUUGCACAUGACAAUUUUUAACAAGGUAGUUCUUACCACUCUCAACUGAACGUGUUUAUUAACAACUCUCCAAAUUUAUCAACUUUUAGAAACCCAAGAGUGAAGCAUUGGACUUAAGGGAUCAUUUUGCAAUUGAAGUAAAUCUUGUCCUUACACCUGUAUCUCACACUUAAUACAUGUAGCAAUACUUCGUAUCUUCCUAUCAAAAUUAUUUGUUAAGUGAUUUAGUUAAUGGCUGAUAAAUAUUUUGUAAAACAUAAAAUUGUACAGAAAAAAUAUUAAUUUGUAUUUAUUUUUAUUAUUUUUUAGCAUAGACACUAUAUUGAUGCUCCUUUUUUGCCAGAAUUACUGGAAGUGCCUCUUGAUUUUUAUAUAUAUAUAUAUAUAAAUAUUACAGUAAACAUAUACUCAAAAUUAUUAGAAUUGUGUCACAGAUGAUCAAUGUGGAUGUUACAAUGUGAAAAUAAUGUAUAAUAUAAAUAUAAUUCUGUGGUAUUAUGUUUGAUGUAGUUAUUUGUACAAUCCAAGCCCUCCGUCCAGUUUUGAACGCAUCCUUCCCUCUCAUAUCCAAAUGCAGUGGUUUGUGCCCAGCUAUACGUGCUAUAGUGACACAUCUGCUGGACUCCUACAAUUCCUAAGGACUCCUGGGGGCUUUUUCCCCCAUGGUCACAUUUCCUUGCCUAUUGCUGAUGAAUUCUUAGUUUCAUCUCUCUGUGACUAAGCUGUGUUCUUUGUCUAAUCAAAUAGUUAACACCAUAAUCAACAUACCUAGAUUUCUGGCAUUCAGCUGCAGAGUUCUAUAAAAUAGCUCUGCCAUUGAUCCUAUAAAUACUACAAUUUGUCCUAUACGGAUUGUCUGUUGAUGCCUAAUACAUGGGAUAUUUGGUUGUACAGACUCAGAAUAAUUUUUGUUCUGCAUCUUUGAAAGCUUUUAAGAAAACUGAACGAUUCAAAACAUUCAGAGUGUUUUGACUAGCUCAAACAUACAGUCUUCAGACAAAAAAAAAAAAAAGCAAAUGUGAUUUUUAUCCACAGUUUCCAAGGAAUUAAUUCUUUAAGCUACACAUACAGAUUUCCCUCAUUCCCUGUUAGGCAAAAUCCCUGCUCCUAAACUUGGUAUAUUUGUAGCUUUCUUCACUUUGGCCCCAAACUAUCCCUCACCAAAGGAACUAACUAUCUAUCAUUUGUAUUUCUGUGUCUUAGGCAAGUUAUUAUCAGUGGAGUAUUUACACACACUGUAUACAUAUAUUUUCUUUCUUUUGUAUACACACACAUACUUCCAAUCACAGACAGCACAAAAGGGCAGAAGAUUGACAGUAUCUUCUUGAGUUGUUAACUUUAUCCCUCUCCCAAGGCUUUCCUUUUACAGUGAUGUCCUCAGUGGAAAGGAAGCAAUAGCUGGAAAUUCCAGUCCCAACCUUCAUCUCCUUCCUGCAACUAGGUGCUAUCAAAACUGUUCGUAGGAAAAGUUUGCUGAUCUAAAAUACGGAAGUAGGAUAUAGUCCAAUGAAAGACUACAUAUGAGAAGUGCUGAAUAUUGUAUUAAAGUAAGUAGUAUGUACCUUCAAAACUGUAACUUUAACUGUGGACUGAAGAGGUCAGGAAAGGAAUCAUGUUAGAGAGUGAACUUGAGUAAGCUGAGGAUAGACCAAAUUACACUCUCAGGAAAAUUCCAUUUGUUGGUGAGGAAACGUAGGCUCUUUGCACUUUGGGAUAGUAAACACUUCUUCCCUUUGAAUGCACUAAUGGCCACACUGUUAAACACAUUGAAAAUACAAGACCUAUUGCAAUGCUUGCUCACUAGCAAAAGCUAGUUUGAUUGCUAAAAUAAAAUAUUUGGUCUUUCAGACUCUGAAUGUACCAUUGCCUCAUUGUACGAUUUAUCACUUUAUUUGUAUCCUUUUUUUUUUCAUUUGUAGUGAAAUGUGCUUAUAACCUUUGAUUUUCGGUUAAUGAUCCUUACCAUUGUGUGAACUGAAAUUGUAUAUGUAAUGAUGAUACUUUCCAGUCAUUUAUAACAUUUUGUUAUUUGGAAUAUACUUCUGAAUUGCUCAUAUAAUUUAAUCUUUAAGAGAGCCCCAUGAAUCUAUUUUAAUUUGAAUAAAAAUUCUGCUUCACAGAGGAAGAAGCUGAAAUUCAGUAAAGUUUAGUGACCAGGUCAGAGUCACAGCCAUUUAAGAAUAUGAUGGAUCUUGGAUGAUACCGGUAGCAAAUUCAUUUAUUACCAUAACCAAAUGCAAGCUGAUAUGGCUCAGAAUCCUCCUCAAAUGGUACUCUUGGAAAAAGAAUUUAUUGUAAUUUUAGAAUUUUUCAGUGCAAGGAGUUCUCUCUCCUUAGAAUUUAGAUAGCAUAAACAAGUGGAUGCCGAAAAAUCCAAUGUUGUUUUGUUUUUUUCUUUUUCUAUUGGAUCCUUAUAAAUUGUGGAUGUGAGCAACUGAUCCCGUGUCUGAGAAUUAACUCUUUCUAGAAAGAACUCUGCAGAGCCUUGAUCCUGACCUGGCUCUCCCCACCUGGCAGAACUGCUCAGAGCUGCUGUAGAAUUCACCCCAGUUUCCUCUUUCAGUCUGUGGAGUGGGGUCCAGCCUCUUGCUGAGCAAGUUGAGAGGAAUUGGCUGUCUUUGAUCUCCACCUCCAGAAGCAACCUUGACAGGAUCAGAGUCAAGGAAUAUUUUCAUAAUGGACACUUCAUCCAAAGAAAAUAUCCAGUUAUUCUGCAAAAGUUCAAUGCAACCUGUCGGGCGACCUUCCUUAACAACAGAAUAUUCUUCCUCAAAGGAGAAACAACAGUGCUGUGGUGAACUGAAGGUAUUUUUGGGUGCCUUGUCUUUUGUUUACUUUGCCAAAGCAUUGGCAGAAGGCUAUCUGAAGAGCACCAUCACUCAGAUAGAGAGAAGGUUUGAUAUCCCCUCUUCACUGGUGGGAGUUAUUGAUGGUAGUUUUGAAAUCGGGAAUCUCUUAGUUAUAACAUUUGUUAGCUACUUUGGAGCCAAACUUCACAGGCCAAAAAUAAUUGGAACAGGGUGCCUAAUCAUGGGAGUUGGAACACUGCUCAUUGCAAUGCCUCAGUUCUUCAUGCAGCAGUACAGAUAUGAAAAGUAUUCUCCUUUCUCUAAUUCCACUCUGAGCAUCUCUCCAUGUCUCCUGGAGUCAGACAAUCAAUUACCUAUCUCAAUUAUAGAAAAAUCACAAUCCAAAAGAAGUGAUGAAUGUGAAAUUGAUGCCAGCUCUUCCAUGUGGGUUUAUGUUUUCCUGGGGAACCUUCUUCGUGGAAUUGGGGAAACUCCUAUUCAGCCUCUAGGCAUUGCCUACCUUGAUGAUUUUGCCAGUGAAGACAAUUCUGCUUUCUAUAUUGGGUGUGUGCAGACGGUUGCAAUUAUAGGACCAAUCUUUGGCUUCCUGCUAGGCUCAUUAUGUGCCAAACUGUAUGUUGACAUUGGCUUCGUAAACCUAGAUCACAUAACCAUUACUCCCAAGGAUCCUCAGUGGGUAGGUGCCUGGUGGCUGGGUUAUCUAAUAGCAGGAAUUGUAAGUCUUCUUGCAGCUGUGCCUUUCUGGUGUUUACCAAAGAGUCUACCUAGACCCCGAAGUAGAGAGGAUUCCAAUUCUUCCUCUGAGAAAUCCAAGUUUAUUAUGGAUGAUCGCACAGACUACCAAACACCCCAUGGAGAAAAGUCAAAAAUAAUGGAAAUGGCAAGAGAUUUUCUUCCAUCACUAAAGAAUAUUUUUGGAAAUCCACUGUACUUGUUAUAUUUGUGUGCGAGCACUGUUCAGUUCAACUCUUUGUUUGGAAUGGUAACCUAUAAACCCAAGUACAUUGAGCAACAGUAUGGGCAGUCAGCCUCCAAGGCCAACUUCGUUAUUGGGCUCAUCAAUAUACCUGCAGUGGCCCUUGGAAUAUUCUCUGGGGGAAUAGUUAUGAAAAAAUUCAGAAUCAGUCUGUAUGGAGCUGCAAAACUCUACUUGGGAUCAUCUGUUCUUGGGUACCUCCUAUUCCUUUCCCUGUUUGCACUGGGCUGUGAAAAUUCUGAUGUGGCAGGACUAACUAUUUCCUACCAAGGAACCAAACCUGUCUCUUAUCAUGAACGAGCUCUCUUUUCAGAUUGCAACUCAAGAUGCAAAUGUUCAGAGACAAAAUGGGAACCUGUGUGUGGCGACAAUGGAAUCACAUAUGCAUCGGCAUGUCUCGCUGGCUGUCAGACCUCCACCAGGAAUGGACAAACUAUGAUGUUUUAUAACUGCACCUGUGUGGGAAUUGCAGCUUCAAAGUCAGGAAAUUCCUCAGGCGUGAUGGGCAGGUGUCAAAAAGAUAAUGGAUGUCCCAAAAUGUUUCUGUAUUUCCUUGUAAUUUCAGUCAUCACAUCCUAUACUUUAUCCCUAGGUGGCAUACCUGGAUACAUAUUGCUUCUAAGGUGCAUUAAGCCACAACUUAAGUCUUUUGCCCUGGGAAUCUACACCUUGGCAAUAAGAGUUCUUGCAGGAAUCCCAGCUCCCGUGUAUUUUGGAAUUUUGAUUGACACUUCAUGCCUCAAAUGGGGAUUUAAAAGAUGUGGAAGUAGAGGAUCCUGUAGAUUAUAUGAUUCAAAUGCUUUCAGACACAUAUAUCUGGGACUAACUGUGAUGCUGGGCACAGUGUCUAUUUUCCUAAGUAUUGCAGUACUUUUCACUUUAAAGAAAAAUUGUGUUUCAAAACAUAGAAGCUUCAGAACCAAGAGAGAAGGAACAAUGGUGUCUACAACAAUCAGGAAGGAAAACUGUACUACAGGUGAUCAUUUGCUACAACCCAACUACUGGCCAGGCAAGGAAACACAGCUUUAGAAAGAUUACGACUUGAAGCCAUGUUUUCUAAUUUCUGGAAAUUCUGCAAAUAGAUUUCAAUCUAAAGGGUUUUAAAGUGUAAUUUUUUUUCUCCUUUCAAAAGAUGUCUUGGAUUUUGACCCUAGGUAUUAGAUGACGUAUCUGAUAACAAAUAUAAUUAAACAUCUAACAGACAAUGUAGAUAAUAAAGUUCAUCUAAACCUUUUAAUUCACUAUAUUAUUUAUAUAAAUUACUUAUAUUAUUUACUCGUCCUGCUAAAUUUUGCCUUGUGCCCAUUGAUAUAGUAGCCGUAUUUCUAGUAGAACAAGUGUCCUAAUAGUCUAAUGGCUGUGUGUAAUUUCUAAACUGAGAUACUUGUCAAGGGGGAGAGAAUAUUGUUAAAAAAUUAAAUUAUAUCUUGGCCUCCUUUAAAUAUGACCUUAAUGCAGAUGUUAGGAUAGAGUCAGAACAUGUAGAGAAAGAUAUUUUUAAGCUCUUCCUUUUUUUUUUUUUUUUUUUUUGGAAUACAGUAAUUGAUACAGAAAUGUAUAGUGGCAAAUAAUCUUGGGGGAUUAGAAUUUUGGAUUAUUACCUAUUCUACCAUUCAUUAUAUGUGCAUUGUGUGUGAUGCUUAAAGUGACCUUGGUGGUAAAGUAAUAAAAUUAAUAUUAACAUGCUUUAUUGUCCUUCUAUAAAUUUAGUGGAUUAAAAAUACUGGUAAUAUAAUACUGUCCCAAUUUGAAUGUAAGCUGUUCCACUUGUAUGCACGUGACGUGAUCCUAAAACAUAUUUGAAAGUUGAAUUUCUGAAAGUACAGUAGCCGUAGGUGUUAUAACAGGAAUGCAGACUGAGGGAUUGAGUGAUGGUGUGGUUCUUGGGUGCUCUAACUGGCACUCAUCACAGGGCCUAAUAGUUUCUGGGCAGGCUGCUGACACUGCUGCGGCCUGCCAGAUAGCUCUCUGUUUCUGGACAACUGAAUAAGUCAGGGCAGCCCUUUCCUCUUUGCGGGCUUCCUGGUGCUCCUCUGAGAAGAUAUAGUAGGCUCAGUGGUCCACCAUCUUUAAUCAUCAGCUCUAUUAUGUACUAUAUUUUUCUAUCUCCACCACAGCUGCAUGAGGGGGGCUUGGGCCUCACAAGAAAAGCAGAAUUAAGGUAGAGACCGCCCCAGUGGAAUCUCGAAAUUGUACUGCAAUUAUUAGCAGCCUAUACAACAAGCAGAAUGUGCAAUCAGGAAACUCCCAAAAAUAAGUUUUUUGAGGAGUUUCUUGGAGCCUAUGUCCCAACAAGAAGGUCUAGCUCAAAAAGGUAAUAGUCUUCAACAGUGGAAGGAUAAUAUAGUACAAACAAAAUAGUUUGCUGUCUUUUCAUUUUUCCAUUACAUACCAAUCCUGUAAGUAUGAAUAGAAAAAAAAAAAGAUGGAAAGUUUAGGAUGGAGAGAAGAGAAAAUUUCCUUUAAGUGUAUAUUCAUUUUGUCAUUUUAUUUGAAUUAGUGAUGCAAGAUUUUCUCAUAUUUUACUAUUUUUGAAAAUGAAAAUAGACGUUUUUUGUUUCAAGCAUGCCUACAUCAGACCUGCUGCUGAUGUGCUAAUGUGAGAGCAGGAAUUCUUUUUUGUCAUCUCAGUAUCAAUCUUACCCACAAUAAAUAUUUACCAAGUUGGUGAGGGAGUAUACUUGUCAAGAAUUUGCUCUGUAGAGAUAUAAUUAAAGUUCAAGCUCUUCAUCCUGUCUCCCACAUCCUCUUUAUUUUUUUUAAACAUUUGUAGCAAUAUCGUGAAAAAUAAUUUUUUUGCAAGUAAAUCUGUAAACAGAAUCUUAUCCAAUUUACUCUUGAGUAACUUGAAAAAUGAAUAUUGGCAUGAAAGUUGAUUGAAUGAUCUUUUUUUGUUAAUGUACUGUCAGUGAAAAGGAACCAUAUUUUUAUGCAUAGCCAUUAAUUCAACAAGUGGAAUUCUGUAUAUGAAACUCAAAAAUAUGGCAUAUGAUUUAGUAUGAUUUAGUGGGAAUUGAAUUUGCAAAGAGAAACCCUGAUGAUUUUAGAUGAGUAAAUUCAUCUGACAGAAAUAAGCAGGCUUUUUAUGCCUCAAAAAGCACAUGAUUAAUUUUUUUUUCUAACAAACCAAACUUCAUUUCAGAGGUCAAAUAAAUUCCCUCAGUCCUAGGGCCAGACAUUUGGAGGUCAAGCCUUGACUGACAUGUGGGAAUCUCACAGUUGCUCCAUAUUCAAUGGGUCACUUUAUUCUCUUAUUCUCCAGCCUUUAGAAGUGGCCAGCACCUCAAAUGAACAUCUGAUUCUCUAUAAUUUUCAGACAGGUCAAUCUCCAGCUAUGCCAUUUUAUAAAUGGAGUGACUUAAAUUGGAUUAAAUGACUUACCCAAGGUGGAGGGGACAAAUUAAUCCCGGGUUCCUCCAAUACAUCAUGAUGCCUCUAAAGCAGGUAAUAAAAAUGUUCUGAAAUUCUUAAAAACUAGAAGAAUUUUUGUCACAAUUAGCAUUUAAGAAAUCUCCACUUACAUAUUACAUAUUUAUAUGCUCAUACCUAAAGGAAGAUUGAAAAAAUAGAUUGACUACAGCAUAUAAUCGAGAAUAAUUUUAAAAACAACUAUUAAGUUACUUUAUCACUAUUAAGUGUAAUAAUAUUAAGCACUUUCCAUAUGUGUGCUGUGUGCUUUAGACACAUUAUCUCAAUUUCAAAUAUCAAAAUAACAUUAUGUGGUAGUUAUAAUUACUGAUAUUUUUAGAGGAAAAAAACUGAGGUUUAGUAAGUUUUAGUGACUUAUUUAAAAUCAUCAAGUCCUAGUAGUUGGUUGAGCCAAGAUUGAAAUUGAGUUUUAGUAGUUUUGAACAGUCACAUUAUGCCUGUAUUAAUCUAUAUCCUAAAUUGUCAUCUUCCACUAACUCUGCUAAAAAUGAAAUUUGUACAUCUACACAUUUACAUUAGAAAAGCUUUAACAUACCAAAACAGGUACAUCAUUUAAAAAAAAUCAAAUAAUACAGAAGGAUUUAAAAUGAAAAGUAACAGUCCUCCACCCCAACUUCACUUUUGUUCCUCAAAGGCAAUUACUUCUAAUUAGUUUGGGUUGUUGGUUUUUCAAAAUAGUCACUUCCACAUCUUUAAAUAAUACGUUUGUACCACUUUCUUGACUUACCAACUUUGGGCAAUGUCUAUUGACUGUCUGAUAGAUGAGGAGUUAUGUCUCUCAUUCCUUGUAAUUAGUACUAGUGAGGUCACUAUUCUGAGUUCCUUGAAUGUCACAUCAAUACCUCCAUUUCUUGUUCAAUAAACAUAAAUCAUAUCAUGUUUCCCCACUUUGUGCAGUGAAGACCUUGGAGCUUCCUCCCUUCCCUCGAUGUCUCCAAACUCUCUUUAUCUCCUUUCUGUUCCCUGUAUUUUUAUUUUAACUUGACAACAUGUUUAAUCAGCUCUGUAACCAUUCCAUCAGGAAAAGCCUGAAUGGUUAUGAUUAAGCUCAAUGCCAUCUACUGUUGAAGACACAAAAUCUCACAAUUAGGAAAAAAGA